GUUUUAAAUCACCCUCAAUUAUUAAUUAUCUAGAACCUAUGACCGGUGACUUAUUCACCGCGCGGUUCGAUGACUGUCAUUUUGAUGAGACAAUAUUCCCAGCCUUAGGGGGAGAUAUUAAAGAAAUGGACCCACGUACGAAAGAUAUUACUUGGAAUGCAACAAAUUUAUCUUUUCUUGAUUCUCGCACAAAUGCUUGUGAACAAGAAAUUCAAAAGAUUAUUCAUUUACAAAAUGUUGCAAACCAAUUGCCUGAUGCUUUCACAGACUCAAAGAAAGUGACAAAGUCACAUGUUCCAACUAUGAAUGCUCC
Molecule: messenger RNA, 313 nt
Organism: Cuscuta epithymum
Lineage: Eukaryota; Viridiplantae; Streptophyta; Magnoliopsida; Solanales; Convolvulaceae
Source: the annotation of a GenBank genome assembly